GCGGAGCAAGGCUGUUUCCCGUUUGCUGCCCAGUUUGGUGAAAAUGAGGGUCCUGGGGCUCUUGGCGACUUUCCUGGCCGUCGCGUUUGGCACCGACACCUUUGAGGGUCAUCAGGUGCUGAGGAUCACGGCCGCUGAUGAAGUCCAAGUAGAGAAAUUGAAGGAGCUGGGAGCCCUGGAGGAUCUUCAGUUGGAUUUCUGGCUAGCCCCAGUUCAUCCUGAGCUCCCCAUAGAUGUGCGAGUCCCCUUCCCCAGCCUCCAAAGGGUCAAGGUCUUUCUGGAGUCCAAUGACAUCCAAUACUCCAUCAUGAUCAACAAUGUUCAGAGAUUGGUUGAUGAGGAGAAGAGCCACAUGAUGCUCCAGCGCCAAGUACAAGAAAUGUCACUUGCAACUUUUAACUAUGCUGCUUACCACAACCUAGAUACCAUCUAUAGCUUCAUGGACCUCUUGGUGCGUGAGAAGCCCCUGCUGGUCAGUAAAAUCGAGAUUGGUCAGACAACUGAAGGUCGCCCAAUCAACGUCUUGAAGUUCAGCACGGGGGGAACCAACCGCCCCGCAAUCUGGAUUGACACCGGCAUUCAUUCCCGUGAGUGGAUCACUCAGGCCAGCGGAGUUUGGUUUGCAAAGAAGAUCUUUGACGAUCAUGGGAAGGAUCCGUCUCUCACUUCCAUCAUGAACAAAUUUGACAUCUUCCUAGAAAUCGUCACCAAUCCGGAUGGUUUUGCCUACACACACACCAAGAACCGUAUGUGGCGUAAGACCAGAUCUAAGAGAAGUGGGACAUCUUGUGUUGGAGUGGACCCCAACAGGAAUUGGGCAGCAGGCUUUGGAGGAGCUGGCUCCAGUGGAAACCCUUGCUCUGACACAUACCGUGGACCUUAUGCGCAGUCAGAACCAGAGGUGCAAGCCAUCGUGGAUUUUGUACAGCUUCAUGGCAACAUCAAGGCCUUCAUCUCCAUCCACAGCUACUCUCAGCUUCUCCUCUAUCCUUAUGGUUACACCCAGAAGCAAGCUGCAGAUCACCUGGAGCUGGACGCUCUCGCUAAGAAGGCCAUCACGGCUCUAGCUUCCCUCCAUGGAACCAAAUACAGAUAUGGCAGCAUCAUCAAAGCAAUCUACCAAGCGAGCGGAGGCACGGUUGACUGGACCUAUGACCAAGGCAUUAAAUACUCCUACACGUUUGAGCUGAGAGACGCGGGCCGUUACGGGUUCUUGCUCCCGGCUGACCAGAUCGUGCCAACCGCCGAGGAGACCUGGCUCGCCCUGAUGGUCAUCAUGGAGCACACGCGGGACCACCCGUACUAAGGCAGGGUGGCUGGGCUCGCUGGAGACGGCCUCACCCCAGGCCAUCUGGCCCUCAGUAAAUGUCUGGAAUUCACCCAGGGGUGUCUUCUGCCUGCGUCUGAUUCUUACGAAUAAUUCCUUUGCACGUGAUAUGCUCCUACUGCGUUUCCGUUCCUUCUUGAACUAAGCGAGUUGGAUGGGAGAAGAAUGUAGUCAUUUUAAUCCUUUCAUGAAACACUGGAACAAAGUUCCUCACUUCAGGAUUGAGUAACUUCAUGAAGGUGUUUUAGUGUUCAAGUGGUAUCUUGGGACUAGUUUACCUGACACUUUCUGGCCAUGGAGGGGAAUGCUUGCCUGUAUGUGGGCACCUCCUGACGGACACAAUCCGAUUAUUCGUGUAUGGCUUCCCCCAUUUCCACUGUGUUGCUGAAUGUAACGGCCCCUUCUAUCUCAGGAGAUACUCCAACUUUAGAACAGUUCUUUAGCUGUUAGCAACUUGUAGUGACCAGACAGACAAACUGUAUAAGCCUUCUUAAAAACAACAGUGCACCAUUCUCUUUAUUGGGCUGCAAAUAAUAUAAAAGGCAAACUAGGUACAAAAAUUUAAGCGCUAAGGAGCGGCAGGUGCCUUAAUUAGCCUAAUGAGUAAAAUAUACAAAAUCCA
Messenger RNA from Python bivittatus (Burmese python), 1949 nucleotides. It is a transcript of the gene CPA1, whose product is annotated as carboxypeptidase A1. Gene Ontology annotation, biological process: proteolysis. The record is from RefSeq and is a predicted model, not a curated record. Lineage: Eukaryota; Metazoa; Chordata; Lepidosauria; Squamata; Pythonidae. Gene Ontology annotation, molecular function: metallocarboxypeptidase activity; zinc ion binding.